This is a messenger RNA of Eucalyptus grandis, 2897 nucleotides long. Its product is annotated as disease resistance protein RPV1-like. Lineage: Eukaryota; Viridiplantae; Streptophyta; Magnoliopsida; Myrtales; Myrtaceae. The coding region runs from base 1 to 2394 and encodes 797 amino acids. Gene Ontology annotation, molecular function: ADP binding. Gene Ontology annotation, biological process: defense response. The transcript has 5 exons. The record is from RefSeq and is a predicted model, not a curated record.
AUGGAUCAUGAUCAAUCUCUUCAACUAUUUAGCAAACAUGCCUUCAGAAAAGAAAAUCCUUUGGAUGAGUAUAUUGACCAAUCCAAGAGGGCAAUAGGCAUUGCUAGAGGUCUUCCGCUAGCUAUUGAGGUCAUAGGUUCACUUUUAUGUCACACUAAAAGGGAAAAGUGGGAUCACAUAUUGAAGAAGUUGGAAAAUGUUCCUCAUGCAGAAAUUCAGAGUAAGUUGAAAAUAAGCUAUGAUGCAUUAGAUGUUCGACAACGGCAUAUAUUCCUCGAUAUAGCUUGUCUUUUCAUUGGAUAUGACAAAGACAAUGUGGUUCAUUUUUGGGAUGAAUCUAAAUUUCCGGAAGAAGCCAUGGAAGUUUUGCAGAACAUAUCUUUGAUAAAGAUUGAAAAGUUUAAUAGAGUGUGGAUGCAUGACCAACUUAGAGAUCUCGGAAGAGAAAUAGUUCGUCAAGAAAGUAAAAUGGAAAUAGAGGAGCAAAGUAGGGUGUGGGAUCCCAAGGAAGCAUUGGAUUUGCUGAGGAGACCCGAGUUACUUUUUGUGUUCUCUAGUACCAUUGUGACCCACUCAAUUAAUAUUUUUGCUCUUUUAAUAUUAGAUGAAUGGGGAAAAGAAGAAGUUGAAGCUCUUCAUCUCAAGUUUAACCACAAGAGGUGGUUCCAUUUUACCUAUGAGAGCUUGAAGAGCCUUUCAAAUCUAAGGUUUCUUCAAGUUGAUAAUUCGGAGGAAUAUUCUUAUGCAAAAACGAGGCCUUAUUGGAGAGAACUCCUAACUUCUGCUCAAUCAAAUUUAGAACGCUUGAUCCUAAGCGAGUGUUGGAAUUUGGUCGAAAUUGACAAGUCAAUCUGUCAAUUGAAACGCUUAGUUUCCUUAAGAGUAGAUAAAUGUUGGAAACUUCGAAGGCUACCACAGGUGGUGGGUAGAGAUCUUGCAACUCAGCAACAUUGCAAUUCGUCGGACAGGCUUUCGGAUACAAUCGGAAAUUUGGAAUCGCUGCUUGAGUUGGAUAUAUCUCGUACGGAGAUUGAAGAACUACCCGAUUCUAUCGGAAAGUGGAAAAAUUUGAAAGUAGUGAAGAUUGGUAGUGCCAUACGCAAAAUACCCGAUGCCCUCUGGAUGAUUAAGAGCCUUGAAGAAAUAGAAGUCGAAGUUAAGCCUGAUUUUGAUGUGGAAAUUAGCGAUUGCAUCUUCGAAGAUCGAUGCCUGAGGAGCUUGCGCUUGACGUGGGCUAGAAUAAACAAAGUACCGAGACUUCCUGAAAGUCUCGAGAUUCUAUCUUUGACUAAAAUAUAUAUGGAUACAUUUCCAGAUUUGUCAAACCUCGUUAAUUUAAAGGAUUUGACGCUGGUGUUUGGCCCACGUAAUGAUGGUGGGGAAUCUGGUGGGCCUGUGGAAGCAUAUCCAAUGCCGCGGUGGAUUGAGAAUUUAAGCAAACUGCAGUACCUCAUCCUGUGCUCCGAUUACGUGACCACCUUACCCACGGAUCUCAGUAGUAUCCUUCCCCGACUCAAGUCACUUUCACUCAAGGGUGAUCAUUUGCGUUGCCUCCCGAGCCUUCCCUCCAGUUUAUCAGGGUUCACCUUGAGAUCUGAAUACGUGACCACCUUACCAAAAGAUAUUAUAAGUCUCCUCCCCCAACUCCGGAAUCUUUCACUCUCGUGCCCUAAUCUGCGUUGCCUCCCGAGCCAUCCCUCCACUUUAUCAUUCUUGUCUUUGAAAUCUAAAUGCAUGACCACCUUACCCACGGAUAUGAGUAGUCUCCUUCCUCGACUCGAGAGACUUUGGCUCGAGUGCCCUAAUCUAGGUUGCCUCCCGAGCCUUCCCUCCAGUUUAUCAGAGUUGGAGUUGACCGGUUGCAAGUCAUCAUUUUCCCUAGGGGAUCUAUCUUAUUUGAAAGAACUAUCAUAUCUUUGCAUCAGUGAUUGUGCAAUCUCAGAGAUUCGAUGCCAUGAUCCUUUGGAGAACCUACAACGAUUGCGGCUUUGGGAUCUUCCACGGUUGGAAACUUUACCUUCUCUAGGUAAUUUCAACAAACUACGUUAUCUUUAUGUAUCCGAAUGUGGUAAUCUGGUUGAGAUUCAAGGCGAACUACCACAAUCUUUGGAAGUAUUGAAGAUUUGUAAAUGUGGAUCUUUAAAGGAGUUGCCUGAUCUGUCACCCUUGAAGGGACUAAAAACGGUUAGAAUGAAGUGUUGCGGGAAUUUAGACGUGGAGGCAAUUUCUUCGCUUUGCUGUGAGAAGUCAGUCGAAUUUGGGGAAGAAGACAGUGAUGUUGAAUCCGAAUCUCAGCUAGAAGACGACGAAUUUGAAUCUGAAUCUGAUGGAGAAGGCGACGAGUACGAGGAAGAAGACGACAAAUCUGAAUAUGAGGAAGAAGACGACGAAUGAGUGCACGAUCUUUUGAAAGCUUCUUGAUCCACGUCCACAAAUUGUUCCCUCGUGUUCAAGCUUUAAACGGAUUGAGGGAGCUGUGGCUAAUUAAGUAUCUGUACAAAUGAAGACCGAAUGAAGGAAAAUGAAGAUGACAUUUAGUGUCGCCUCAAUUCCCUUUCACAAUCUUGGGGCAGCAAACUGUGCAUCCAUCUGUCGAGAGACAGAAACUUGAAGAUCAGGGAGGGAAGUCAUUGCCUAAUGAUGAAAUUGUCAAAUCUGUUGAACUCGAUGUUAAGUUUCAUUGAAUGUCUCGCAUUUUUUGCCAGAGCAGGGCAGGGGUAUUCAUUGUGAAAUUUGUAGCAUCAUAUAUAAUGUUUUUGGGGGGGUAAAAGGGCUAUUUAAGCAAACCUGAUUGUUUAUUAAUCUUUUUUGUGGAGCCACAGAAUGAAUAUUGCACUUCAUCUGGAUGUGUGUUCUCUUCAUUGACAUGCAAUAGAACUUGCUUAUCAGUACACAAA